This is a messenger RNA of Caretta caretta (loggerhead turtle), 2681 nucleotides long. It is a transcript of the gene DLG4, whose product is annotated as discs large MAGUK scaffold protein 4. The record is from RefSeq and is a predicted model, not a curated record. Gene Ontology annotation, molecular function: protein kinase binding; ionotropic glutamate receptor binding. Gene Ontology annotation, cellular component: neuromuscular junction; neuron projection; postsynaptic density membrane. Gene Ontology annotation, biological process: cell-cell adhesion; establishment or maintenance of epithelial cell apical/basal polarity; AMPA glutamate receptor clustering. NCBI's taxonomy places the organism in Eukaryota, Metazoa, Chordata, Testudines, Cheloniidae.
GGGGCUGAACGCCGUGUCCCCCCCCUUCAGGAAGCUGGGGUGCUUCCCCCCCGUCGUGUGCCAAUGCAAAGUCAUUUGCAGCAACCGGACCCUGUCCCUGAUGUUUGGGUGCAAGAAAUAUCGCUACCAAGAUGAGGACAGCCCGCCCCUGGAGCAGAGCCCGGCGCAUCUCCCCAACCAGGUAAAGGCCCCCGAGCUCGUCCACGUCUCGGAGAAGAACUUGUCCCAGAUCGAGAACGUCCACGGCUACGUGUCCCACUCCCACGUCUCCCCCAUGAAGGCGAAUUCUCCGCCGGUCAUCGUGAAUACGGACACCCUGGAGGCGCCGGCGUAUGUCAACGGGACGGAGGGGGAGAUGGAGUACGAAGAAAUCACGUUAGAACGGGGUAACUCCGGGUUGGGGUUCAGCAUUGCCGGGGGCACGGACAACCCCCACAUUGGGGACGACCCCAGCAUCUUCAUCACCAAAAUCAUCCCUGGGGGAGCCGCGGCUCAGGACGGCCGCCUCAGGGUGAACGACAGCAUCCUGUUUGUGAACGAUGUGGACGUGCGAGAGGUGACCCACAGCACGGCGGUGGAGGCGCUGAAGGAAGCCGGCUCCAUCGUGCGUCUCUACGUCAUGCGGCGCAAGGCCCUGGCCGAGAAGGUCAUGGAAGUGAAGCUCAUCAAGGGGCCCAAAGGUCUGGGGUUCAGCAUCGCGGGGGGCGUCGGCAACCAGCACAUCCCUGGGGACAACAGCAUCUACGUCACAAAGAUCAUCGAGGGGGGGGCCGCCCACAAGGAUGGGCGCCUCCAGAUUGGGGACAAGAUCCUGGCGGUUAACAACGUCGGCCUGGAGGACGUGAUGCACGAGGACGCGGUGGCCGCCCUCAAGAACACGUACGACGUCGUCUACCUGAAGGUGGCGAAACCCACCAACAUGUACCUCAAUGACUCCUACGCCCCGCCCGACAUCACCACCUCGUACUCCCAGCACCUGGACAACGAAAUCAGCCACCAGAGUUACCUGGGCACUGACUAUCCACAAGCCAUGACCCCCACCUCCCCCCGGCGCUACUCCCCCAUCCCCAAGGAGAUGAUGGGGGAAGAAGACAUACCCAGGGAACCCCGCCGGAUCAUCAUCCACCGCGGCUCGACGGGCCUGGGAUUCAACAUUGUCGGGGGCGAGGACGGCGAAGGGAUCUUCAUCUCCUUCAUCCUGGCCGGGGGGCCAGCAGACCUGAGUGGGGAGCUGCGGAAAGGGGACCAGAUCCUCUCGGUGAACGGGGUGGAUCUCAGGAACGCAACCCACGAGCAGGCUGCCAUCGCACUGAAAAACGCUGGCCAGACAGUGACAAUCAUCGCUCAGUAUAAACCUGACGAGUACAGCCGCUUCGAGGCCAAAAUCCACGACCUGCGGGAGCAGCUGAUGAGCAGCAGCCUGGGCUCCGGGACGGCCUCCCUGCGCAGCAACCCGAAGCGGGGCUUUUACAUCCGGGCGCUAUUCGACUACGACAAGACGAAGGACUGCGGGUUCCUGAGCCAGGCGCUGAGUUUCCGCUUCGGGGACGUGCUGCACGUGGUCGACGCCUCGGACGACGAGUGGUGGCAGGCGCGGCGGGUCCACCCCGACGGGGAGGGCGACGAGAUCGGCUUCGUGCCCAGCAAGAGACGGGUGGAGCGCCGGGAGUGGACGCGGUUAAAGGCCAAGGAUCGGGUGCCAGGAUCGGGCUCUCAAGGUCGGGAAGAUUCAGUCCUGAGCUACGAGACCGUGAUGCAGAUGGAAGUGCACUACGCUCGCCCCAUUAUCAUCCUGGGGCCCACCAAGGACCGAGCGAACGACGAUCUGCUCUCCGAAUUCCCCGACAAGUUCGGGUCCUGCGUCCCCCACACCACGCGGCCCAAGCGGGAGUACGAGGUGGACGGCCGGGACUAUCACUUCGUGGCCUCGCGGGAGAAGAUGGAGAAGGACAUCCAGGGCCACAAGUUCAUCGAGGCCGGACAGUACAACAGCCACCUGUACGGGACCAGCGUCCAGUCCGUGCGCGAGGUGGCCGAGCAGGGCAAACACUGCAUCCUUGACGUCUCGGCCAACGCGGUGCGACGGCUCCAGGCCGCCCAGCUCCACCCGAUCGCCAUCUUCAUCCGGCCCCGGUCCCUGGAGAAUGUCCUAGAGAUCAGCAAGCGGGUAACGGAGGAGCAGGCGCGGAAAGCCUUCGAUCGAGCCAUCAAACUGGAGCAAGAAUUCACAGAGUGCUUCUCGGCCAUCGUGGAAGGCGAGAGUUUCGAGGAGAUCUACCACAAAAUCAAACGGAUUAUCGAGGAACUUUCGGGGCCCUACAUCUGGAUCCCGGCCCGGGAGAGGCUCUAGGCACCUGCCCCGCGCGGGGCGACUCCGGCCUGACCCAGACGAUUGUGGACACGGAACUGAGCCGUUGGGGGUCACGUUUCGGGGAGGAGGGGGCGGGGGGGGGCGGGGGCGGCGCGAGAAGGGCUGUUUCUUUCUUCUCCUUCCUUGGGUUUCUUUUUGGCGCAAUCCUUCGCCUGGCUCCUUCCCCGGCCCCGCUCCCGUCUCAAUGCACCCCGCCCGCCCGCUUCGAGGAAAGCGCUUUGUGCAUGCUUUGUGUUUUUUCGAGAGGUGUUGGCUUGUGACGUCUGCGCUUCCGGAACUUGGCUUUUGCCCCCCCCCGCCCCCCCCCGGC